AUGUGGGAAACCGUCAAACAUAAGAAGCAGAGGAAACAGGAGAGAGACAAACGAGAGAAGGAGGAGAGGGAGAGGGAGGAGAGAGAGAGAGAGAAGAUCGAGUGGGAGAGGCAAGAGAAACUGAGGCAGGACAAGGAGAAGCAGGAAAAAGAGAAGCAGGACAGGGAGAAGCACGAGAAGCAAGUCAAGGCUGCCUUUUAUUCGCUAUCGCAACAGCUUCAGGAUCUCAAGCAAAAGUGCCAAACACUCGAACAAAACAUCCAGACGGUUAGGGGAAAGAACGAGAGCUUCACCGAGGCGAUGAGCGCAGUACGAGAGCAGUGUGCGAUAUUCAACGAAGAGGUGCAGACGUUGAUUGCAGAGCGAUCGGUUAGAAAGGCGCAUGAGAAGACACAAGAAUUGCCCGAUCAGGUGCGAGAAGAUGAGAAAUUCCCUGAGGAGGAGACGCAGGCAGCGAGUGAGGAGGUAUAA
This is a messenger RNA of Trichoderma aggressivum f. europaeum, 471 nucleotides long. RefSeq lists its product as uncharacterized. The transcript has a single exon. Lineage: Eukaryota; Fungi; Ascomycota; Sordariomycetes; Hypocreales; Hypocreaceae. The record is from RefSeq and is a predicted model, not a curated record. Bases 1 to 471 code for a protein of 156 amino acids.